GUCGCUUUUGACCCCCGGGGCGUAACGGAAUCACGGCGGAUUCGCGCCCGCCACCCUGCUAUAUAAGGCGAGCCCGCAAAGGCAAAGGCAAAGCCGCCGUCUUCGUACUUCCAUACAGGGCAGCUCGGCAGCUGGAGGUUGGAGAAGCCGAGGAGUGGCGUGGCGUGUCAAUGGAGAAGCCCCGGCAGGUGGUGCGGAAGUUCCUUGCCCGGCCGCAGCACGAGGGCUUCGGCGCCGUCGUCCGCCGCAGCAUCGGGAGGUUCGAGCUGAGGUACUUCGAUCCGUUCCUUGUCCUGGACGAGUUCUCCGUUUCUGCUCCAGCUGGGUUCCCCGACCACCCACACAGAGGUUUCGAGACCGUCACCUACAUGCUUGAGGGGGCCGUGACGCACGAGGACUUCGAGGGCCACCGCGGCACGAUCAAGGCCGGCGACGUGCAGUGGAUGACCGCCGGCCGCGGCAUCGUGCACUCGGAGAUGCCGGCCGUGCCCGGCACGUCUAUGGGGCUGCAGCUCUGGGUCAACCUCUCCUCCGGCAACAAAAUGGUCGAGCCCAGGUACCAGGAGAUCAAGAGCAAGAACAUCGCGUGCACGUCGGCCGACGGCGUGACGGUGCGCGUGAUCGCCGGCCACUCGAUGGGGGUCCGGUCGCCGGUGUGCACGCGGACGCCGACCAUGUACCUGGACUUCACGGUGCGCCCGCACGCCGUGGUGCGGCAGCCCGUGUGCACGACGUGGAACGCGUUCGCGUACGUGCUGGAGGGCGAGGGCGUGUUCGGGGCCGAGAAGUGCGCGCCGGCGGGGCCGCACCACCUGCUGCUGCUCGGCCAGGGCGACGGCGUCGAGGUGUGGAACAAGUCGGACAAGCCGCUCCGGUUCCUCCUCAUCGGCGGCGAGCCCAUCGGGGAGCCCGUGGCGCAGCUGGGCCCGUUCGUCAUGAACACCGAGGAGGAGAUCGACAUGACCGUUAAUGACUUCGAGUGCUACGUCAAUGGCUUCGAGAAGGCCAAGCACUGGAAGUCGCAGGCACUGGUGGCGCUUGGCGUAGAGUAGGGUAAAAGAAUGGCAGAAUACCCAGUGAAAAAAAAGAACUUAUUGUUAUGAAAUCUUCAUUUAUAUAAAUGUUCAUAAUCUCUAUA
This is a messenger RNA of Phragmites australis (common reed), 1138 nucleotides long. RefSeq names its product pirin-like protein At1g50590. NCBI's taxonomy places the organism in Eukaryota, Viridiplantae, Streptophyta, Magnoliopsida, Poales, Poaceae. The transcript has 5 exons. The coding region runs from base 171 to 1052 and encodes 293 amino acids. The record is from RefSeq and is a predicted model, not a curated record.